Messenger RNA from Fundulus heteroclitus (mummichog), 4095 nucleotides. RefSeq names its product sema domain, immunoglobulin domain (Ig), transmembrane domain (TM) and short cytoplasmic domain, (semaphorin) 4D (gene sema4d). Gene Ontology annotation, molecular function: semaphorin receptor binding; chemorepellent activity. The coding region runs from base 16 to 2886 and encodes 956 amino acids. The transcript has 14 exons. Gene Ontology annotation, biological process: positive regulation of GTPase activity; negative chemotaxis; positive regulation of cell migration. NCBI's taxonomy places the organism in Eukaryota, Metazoa, Chordata, Actinopteri, Cyprinodontiformes, Fundulidae. The record is from RefSeq and is a predicted model, not a curated record.
UUUUACAGAAAGGGGAUGAAUCUGCUUUCCGCUUUAGAGAACUUGAUGCUGGUUCCUGCAAUUGUCAGCUCGCGCGGCACGAUAACAUCACCCCAUUUAAAGAACUUUAGACGCCUGAGACGAGCGGCGCUGGUGCAGGUCUUCAAGUGCGCUGGAUUUAAUUUGGUCUUUUUUUUUUUUUGUGCUUUUUGCAGGGGAAACUUCACAGUUCCGAAGCUUUCAGAGUCCAACAUGGGAUUUGGAGUGCUGGGAGUUUUUCUGGGGCUCCUCCUGGAGGUUUCAACCCACGGACCCCACAGCGUUCCCCGAACUUCCUGGAAACGCCAAGACUUGGAUCUCUUGGAGUUUUCGGAGCCGGGCAUCUCCAACUACUCGACGCUGCUGCUGAGCGAGGAUAGAGACGCUCUGUAUGUGGGAGCAAGGGAAGCCAUCUUUGAGCUCAGCAAGAGGAAUGUGACCGUCAGGAACCACAAGGUUCAGUGGAAAGUUGCAGAAAAUCCCAUGAUGAUGUGCACACUUAAAGGGAAAUCCAAAGAGCGGGACUGCCUGAACUACAUUAGAGUGCUCCAAAUAGUGGACGACGAGCGGCUUUACGUCUGCGGCACACAUGCCUUCCAGCCUCAGUGUGAUUACUUGAAUCUUAGGGACUUUUCUAUGGAGGGUCGACCUGAGGAAGGCAGAGGGAAGUGCUCGUAUGACCCGUCGCAGAGCUUCACCGCUGUCAUGGUCGAUGGAGAGCUGUACUCUGGGACAGCUUACAACUUCUUAGGCAGUGAACCGAUUAUUUCCAGAUACUCUCCACCCCAUUCCCUGCUUAGGACCGAGUACUCCACGUCAUGGCUCAACGAGCCCAGCUUUGUCUUUGCAGACGUGAUCAGAGCCGGGAAGCACAGAGUAGACGGCGAGGACGACAAAAUCUACUACUUCUUCACCGAGGUGUCGGUGGAGUACGAGUUCUUUGGCAAGCUGCUCAUUCCCAGGGUGGCUCGCGUCUGUAAGGGUGACCUUGGGGGGCAGCGCACUCUGCAGAAGAAAUGGACCUCCUUUCUGAAAGCCAAGCUGGUUUGCUCCAUGCCUGAGCUCAACUUUGUUUUCAACGUGGUCCACGACGUUUUCAUCCUGAAGGGCAAAGACUGGAGGGAUACAAUCUUCUAUGGCAUCUUCACCUCUCAGUGGGGGAAUGUGGGUUUGUCGGCGGUGUGCGCCUACAACAUGACAGCUGUGGAGGAAGUCUUCUCUAAAGGGAAGUAUAUGCAGAAGGCCACAGUGGAGCAGUCCCACACAAAGUGGGUGCGGUAUAACGGCAUCCCCCCUUCUCCUCGUGCUGGUGCAUGUAUUAACAGCCAAAUGCGCCAGCAGAACAUCAGCAGCUCGCUCCACCUGCCAGACAAAACCCUCCAGUUUGUGCGGGACCACCCGCUGCUGGAAGACCCCGUCCUGCCUAUUGGCAACAGACCUCGACUCAUCACCAAGGAUGUCAAUUACACCCAGCUGGUAGUCGAGAGGGUGCGCGCGCUUGAUGGGAACAUCUAUGACGUUAUCUUCAGCGGAACGGAUAAGGGGGUCCUGCACAAGUCUGUGGUGUUUGAGGAAGAUGUUCAUAUAGUGGAGGAGAUCCAGCUCCUGAAGAACUCUGAACCCAUAAAAAACUUACUGCUGUCCUCCAAGACGCGCUCAGUGUAUGCCGGGUCAGACUCUGGCGUGGUCCAGUCUCCGACAGCUUUUUGUGGAAAGUCCUCUUCCUGUGACGACUGUGUCCUGGCUCGAGACCCCUACUGCGCCUGGGACCCCGACACGGCCGCCUGUGUCGGUAUCCUUGACGCUCCAAAGGAGCAGCUCAGGAGGUUGAUCCAGAGUCUGAAUGGUGACGCAGACAAGUGUCCUUCAGUGUCUUCAGCGUCUCCGCAGGACUACCAGAGGGUGCUGGUGAAACCGGGAAGCUCUGCUGAGCUGCCCUGCCUGGUUAAGUCCAACUUUGCACACGUGAUGUGGAAAUCUAACGGCUCUCUCCUCAACGAGGCCUCGCGUUUCCACUUCAUCGCCGAAAACGGGCUCCUCAUUUACAGCGUGGCCCCCGAGGAUCAGGGUUACUACGAGUGCUGGUCUGUGGAAUGGGCUCCCGCCGCUGGGAAGAACUUUAGCCGCCUGCUGGCUGGGUACACGUUGAAUCUGCAGCUUCCUCCCAGACCCCCUCCCCAGACUAAGCACGCGGCCACCACAGCCAGCAGCCAGGAGACGACUAGCGCGCACGCAGCCGAAGGUAAUGUUAAGACAGAGAGACAGCCACUAACUUCAGCCGGCUUCACAUCCACAGUCCUCCUCACCUACCCGCCCCAAACUGACUCAUCACUAACCCCGCCCCCCGGUGGCACAGUCCGGUUACAGCCCAGCAGGAACCUUCCCCCGAACCCCGUCAUCCCCCGUCCAGACAGCCAGGACCCCUCGGCGGAGUACCUGCAGCACAACAACAGCGUGGCCCUCCUCUUCCUCUUUCUGCUCUUCUUCCUGCUCUUCUCGGCUGCCAUGGUGUACAACUGCUACAUGCAGUACCUCCCAGCUCCGUGCCUGAGGCUGCGGGCCGCUCUGCUGGGGAGCAACAAGUGCGCCCAUCAGACCGAGUACAGGGCCUGUGAGGCGGGUUUAAUGGAAGCGCCCGCCGCUGACAAAAUCAACAUGACCGAGCAACCCGCCCAGAACGGCAGCCAAGCGGCCAAAAACCUGCAGGCACUGCGCGACACGGGCUACGAGACUGAGCCGGAGUGCAGCAACGGUCGCGUCCCGUCUCACAACUCUGGAGGCGACAGCUCCUCGCAGGAGAAGCCUUUCGAUGUGGACUGCGACUCCCAGUCCAUCCAGUUUGCAGAUGCAGAUGAACCUUACUGCUAGAAUCUGUGGCGGUUGUCUGUUGUUCAGCAUAGAAAGUAUGCCAGGGCCGUGUGCUUCCUGUCUGCAGUAGGCAUGGGUCGGUUGGAUGGCAUUGAGUAAAAAUACCAGAUUUGAGGCAUUCAGCAUAAAAAAACAAAACAUGAUCCAGUUACUUUUAUUUUAAAAAGAAAUUUGUAGUGCUGCUAUGACAAUACACAUAACAUUACAUCCAUAAUAACUUUUAUUUGGAUUCUAAUCCAAAAAAUUGAGCAAAAAUAUUGAAUAAACUGAAAAAUGUAGUUGUAGGUUGUGCAGAAUAUUUAACCUUUUGGUCGGCCUUAGGGAAGGGUUGAUGUUUUCACAACCAGAAAUGUUUCCAAACAGCUGAAUUUGUCACCUUUUUGUAGGUGAAGAAAAGGUGUAGUGCAACAAGUGGGGGAGGGGCAGCGUUGCAUUACUCGAUGCUCUUCUGGAGAAAACUCUGGCCAUCUUCUCUGUCUCGCUUUGAAAGCGUAACUUUCUAAAACCUUGGCAUGCUUCCAUACGGGUUGCAGGUUACUGGCCCACGCCUAGCAAACAAGCUACAUGUGAUGGAGGUGAAGAGCGUCCAGCAUCUAGCAGACUGUAAAUAUCUCAAGGCUUAGACCAGGCAUUCUGCUCUGUUGGGGUCUGAUUCGGGACGUCUACCCUUUCAGCUGUGUCCAGCAAGAAAAGCUAUUUCUUAUAUUCCAAAUUGGAAACGUUAUUUACCAAAUUGGUAAAUGGCCGUGAUGUUUUCCAAAUUGGAAUCUUUUUUUCUAUUCAGCCCGAGUGAAUGCUUGUCUCUUGGAGCAUUUUGCAUCCAUUCGUUGUUGAACUGAUGCUUCAUGGUCAUGGUAAUUUCUCAGGGAUGGGUUGUUUCUGUGUGACUGGCCUCGGUGGGUCACCUUGCCUUGUCGGCCACAUCACCUGGUUUUGUGAAGCUUCAUCGCAGGGUCGACAUAUCAGAAGAUGGAAAAUCUAUGGAGACAUCCUGCUUGGUGGAGAAAUGCUGGAAUGUAUCGAACCACGGACUCUUGCUGAGUAGCACUGCUGAGAUUUUAAAAAAAAAUUUUUUUUUUCUUUUUCACUUUAUCUGUGAAGUCGACAUUCCUGAUUGUCCUGUGUAUUAACCUUUUAUCGGCCCGUCUCUCUUAUACGGUGUUACUGAAAUAAAAAUGUACAGUAUGAACAGAGGACAUUGGAACCCUG